Molecule: messenger RNA, 932 nt
Organism: Onychostoma macrolepis
Lineage: Eukaryota; Metazoa; Chordata; Actinopteri; Cypriniformes; Cyprinidae
Product: small integral membrane protein 28-like
Exons: 2
Coding region: 11-493 (160 amino acids)
Source: RefSeq, a predicted model, not a curated record
CAGAGUAAACAUGGAUAGCAGCUGGAUUCAGUUCGGCCCUGCGGGACGGGGCUCAGAUGACUGGGGCACAGGCGCAUCCGCACCUCCUUCAACUGAGGACCGUCUUAAGGGCUACUGGAACGAGCUGGCUUCAAACAAGGUCGAAGAGAGACCGGAGGCAACGCUGUAUGUUGUCAUAGUAACGGGCUCCUUGCUCUUCCUGGCUGGAAUUGCCUUCUUUGUUUACAAGAGAUGUUUCAGGGGGGAGGACAACACAGCCAAAGUCAUAACUCUGGAUUUUGAGGACGCUGAUGGCACUGCUGAAUUUCUGUCCACUUUGGAGGAAGGAGAUGGCACUGAAGAUGGGAAUGAUGGGGUUUUCCUGAUGGUUUAUCUGCCGGCCCCAUAUGAGAAAACCCUCACAAAGAUAGCCCGUGCUGCAAGCACCUCCAGCUCACAUAAUGACGUGGAGAUUAUGCAAUUACACACAGAGACCUCCACUGAUCAAGAGUGAGGAUUCAUUCCCUCCAAUGUAAAACGUGUAUUAUUGAUCUACAUAACAUAUCAACACUAACAAAAAGUACAUGAUACUAUGCUAGUACAAUAUUGUUUUCAUUGAAAUACACAGUAUAGUGCGUGAAUAUCAUUCAUUAGCAUAAAAAAAAUACAGUAGUGCUAUCUAUCAUGGUACCAGCACACCAGUGUUUGUAAGAGAAUAGUGCCGGAUUUGUUUUUUAAUCUCUAUAAUCUAUGAAACUGUAAACAUGGCAAGUCAUGAAACGGCUUCAAAAUGAUUGACAUUUUUAUUAACUGUACCAUAAUGCAGUAGUUUUAUAGUAAUGCAUAGUACUAUAGUAACAUUAUAUAUAAUAAAGUGUGUAUACACAUACAAUAUAGUCUUCUUUGUCCGAAAUGUUAAAUGAUUUUAAUAGUUAUGCAACAUUUUCACAGUU